Molecule: messenger RNA, 5007 nt
Organism: Thalassophryne amazonica
Lineage: Eukaryota; Metazoa; Chordata; Actinopteri; Batrachoidiformes; Batrachoididae
Gene: ctbp1
Product: C-terminal binding protein 1
Exons: 11
Coding region: 207-1553 (448 amino acids)
Molecular function (GO): NAD binding; oxidoreductase activity, acting on the CH-OH group of donors, NAD or NADP as acceptor; transcription corepressor activity
Source: RefSeq, a predicted model, not a curated record
UGUCUAAUUUCAUGGUGAUCAGGAGAGAGGGAACGCAUCGACGCACGCACAGCACUCCGCGAAGAGUUUAUUCCGGGGUAAACUAGGUUUCAGCCUGACUGGAACAAAGGUCAUUGUUGUUCUGGUGUAGCAAAGAAGAAAAUAUUCAAGGGGCUCCCUUGCGCUGGAACUGUUCUUUGCUGUCCCAGGUUCAGACUGCUUGGUCUAUGGCUCUGAUGGACAGACACAAACAAGUCAAGCGGCAGAGACUUGACCGCAUAUGUGAAGGUAUCCGACCUCCUAUCCUGAAUGGACCAAUGCACCCACGGCCACUGGUGGCACUGCUGGAUGGGCGGGACUGUACUGUGGAAAUGCCUAUUCUCAAAGAUGUGGCCACAGUAGCCUUCUGUGAUGCCCAGUCUACACAAGAGAUUCAUGAGAAGGUUUUAAAUGAGGCAGUGGCUGCCUUGCUUUACCACACCAUCACGCUGUCCAGAGAUGACCUGGAAAAGUUUAAAGGACUGCGUGUGAUUGUCAGGAUUGGCUCAGGCUUCGACAAUGUUGACGUUAAAGCAGCUGCUGAAUUGGGCAUUGCUGUAUGUAACGUACCAGCUGCCUCAGUGGAGGAGACAGCUGACACUUCCCUUUGUCUGAUCCUCAACCUGUACAGACGAGUCACCUGGAUGCACCAGGCCCUCAGGGAGGGAACUCGUGCCUCAAGUGUCGAGCAGAUUAGGGAAGUGGCUGGUGGUGCAGCCCGUAUCCGGGGGGAGACCCUGGGCAUUAUCGGGCUGGGACGUGUUGGCCAAGCAGUGGCUCUGCGGGCUAAGGCCUUUGGUUUUGCCGUGAUCUUUUAUGACCCCUACCUGCCAGAUGGUGUGGAACGCUCACUCGGCCUUCAGCGCAUGGCAACACUGCAGGAUUUGCUUAUCCACUCUGACUGCGUCUCCCUUCACUGCAGUCUCAACGAGCAUAACCACCACCUUAUUAAUGACUUCACUAUCAAACAGAUGCGUCAGGGAGCCUUUCUAGUGAACACAUCAAGAGGUGGUCUGGUUGAUGAGAAAGCACUGGCUCAGGCCUUGAAAGAGGGCCGGAUACGAGGGGCAGCACUUGACGUCCAUGAGACAGAACCCUUCAGUUUUUCAACAGGUCCUCUAAAGGACGCCCCCAACUUGAUCUGUACCCCGCACACAUCUUGGUACAGUGAGCAGGCAUCUGUAGAGGCUCGCGAGGAGGCAGCCAGGGAAGUGCGCCGGGCUAUCACUGGUCGAAUCCCUGAGACUCUGAAGAAUUGUGUGAAUAAAGAAUAUCUAAUGGCACCCCCUCAGUGGCCCAGCAUGGAGGCGGCUACUGUUCACCCAGAACUUAAUGGAGCUGCGUACAGAUUUCCUGCGGGUCUGAUAAAUGUUGCAGCAGCUGGGGGUCUCCCAGGUGCUGGUGCCGGGGUUGAAGGCCUGGUGUCCGGAACCCUGGCGCAUGGCAUUGCCCCUGUCUCUCACCCCCCACACACCCCCUCCCCAGGGCAGCCUACUAAGGCAGAAGCUGACAGAGACAUCCCCUCCGACCAAUAGCCCCUUUUGACGCCGCCAACACAUUCCGUCUCCUCGGUAACAACCCCCACCACUGCCACCAAAAAAGCAUCAGACACAACCCUACCAAUCAAUGGUAGUAUAUUGGCAGCACCACUUUGACCGGACAUGGAUCGACAACCCUCUUUUGCAGACAAUGUAUCCAAUCCAGGACUGAAACCUCCCAGGACACACAGACUUCUCCAGCGUUCAAUGUGCUCAUCUCACUCACUCAUCAGUCACCACCCACCUUUUGUCCCCCUCCACAAUGUUAGCAAUAACUGUUCUCAAGGAUUCAAUGAUUGGAUUGGUUUAUUUCCUUAGUUGACUGUUGUUGUUUUAAUGGUAAGUUGAUGUUAAGGUUGUAGGUGUUAAUGUGUUGUAAAAAUAGCAUUUCUGACACGAGGCUUUACAGUCUGAUGCCUCUUGCUGUUCUCCUCUGGCUUUGAUCAGUAGAGGCAGAAAGGUUAAACCCUCUCUGUGUACAUUUAUGGCUUGUGUUACUGCUUUCAUUUUAAUGCCCCCCCCCCCCCCCCCCCCCCAAUCCAGUGGACAUCAUGUUAACCACCUGCAGUUUAAAACCAGUGUGUGAGAAGAAACUCAACCCCCGCUGUGUGUAAGUGAACUGAUAUCCACUGGUUUGCAUCAUGAACAGCAGUGUUCCUUCAAAAAAAAAAAAAAAAACGUCCAAAAUAUCUAGUUUUAAGUUCUUAAGCAAUACGCAGCUUUUUAAUUUUAGACGCGUUCACACAGUGGCUAUUUUAUAGAGACGAGCUCUCAAAAACAUGCUUUGCUUUCUGUCUUUCAGUGUGUUGUGUUUCGUCCUCAUUAAUCCAUUUUCCAUGUUUCCUACUCUUUUAUCUCCAUCUUCUGUGAGGUGUGGAAAGUUUGUAUUCAAGUACAGCAGACAGACAUCCAGUGUGUCCUGUCCUCUGUCUCAUUCACAGUCCAGUCUCACUGUUGCAUCAUGGCAGCAGCUUGGAGGGCUCUCUAAUGACUCCACCUGUCAAAGCAUAUCGACUCUCUUUAGCUCAAACUUUAUUGAGCAGCGUCUCGUUUGAUGGCUUUGUCCCCUUUUACCUCUUCAUUGAUGUAGUCUUCUGGAUGUGGGGCAGGAAACCUGGACAUGUUUUGUUUUGUCUUUAACGUGCCCUUACCUAACUGCCUCGUCCCACAGAGCACCUCUGUGUGACUUCCCACCUAACGCCUCACAGCCCGAGAGUUGUACGUCACACAAACGCAGCAGCGUUCCUGCUGGUGAAACAACUUGCCUGUCACCACCAGGGGGCACCGGUGAGCUGCAUGUAGAGCGCAGCAGGUAACAAUUUGCCCCAUUCAAUGGGUCGUUGUGGUGAAACACACAGGACACUUAAAGGUCAGCAGUGACGCAGAAUGUGAUUGCACAGGGCCGGCAUUCAGAACACAGGGCGUGAGCCCAGAGACUAACACCCACCUUUAUCGGUCUGUGGCUAAGAACCCCUUUUUUCUUUCCUCUCUCUACUGUUGUGACCCACUGUGCACAUCUGCUCAGAAACCUGUCUGCAUCCCACAGUCCCUUCUGCUGUGAUGGGACAGAUUAGUGUUUAGGUUUAAAGGGACAGUGCUCAUACAUGCUGGUUUUGUUAAUAACAGUUGUGCGUGAGCAUGUGUGCGCGUGUGAGUGUUCCCUCACGCUAUUGUCUCUCCAAAGGAAUAGUCCCUAGAAGUAACUCUUUAACUCUGUUGCCCUGGUGUUGAGGGAACACCUUUCUAGUACCUCAGUAACAGAUAUUGAAUGUACUGUGCAUACCCUCUUUUUUUUUUUUUUUUUGUACAGAUUUUCUAGAUACUACUUUACUAUUCUUUACCAGAAGGGUUGUGGAAUUCUAGCAGUAAUGGUGUAAUGAAUAAAAAAAGCCCCAUAAAUUAAAUUGACAUAAUCUUUAAAGGUGUUAAAAGACACUGAAUACUCAGGCUUCAAAAAACUAAUGUGUAUCUCUUUGCCUUUACCUUUUUAUUUCCUCAUUGUGGAAAGUCUAGCACAGUCGUUUUCCAAUAAUUACAGUUUAUGGCUUUUUAGUAUAGUUAUGGUUACACUUCUUUGUUGGCUAAGAAGUUAUAAAAGAAAGGUGUUAAGGUCUGCUAGGUUUUAUUGCUAGUACAUAGAUAGAUGCUGACUUUACUUUUCCUUUCAUCAAGCUGCUUUGCGUGAUGCAUGUGAGGUAAUUUUUAAGGGGAUUACUGUUGUCUUAUAGAACUUGUCAUGUUGUGGUUUCCCUCCAGUCCCUGGCGUUUUUUAAACCGUUUCAACCCAAGUUGCCAUUUUUUGUCAGUCAUUCUCCUAUGAUGUACAUACAGGUUUGUUUGUUUUUAUCUUUUUCUUUCCUCCCCCUCCAACAGAAUCUAUGAGCGACAGAGCGUCUGUCUUGAGAGGCUACAGUGACGAGUAUAUAUUUUUAAAGCUUAACCCCCAUAGCUCAUCGUGUGAGCAUAAUAGUAAUCUUAAUUUUUAUUGUUCCCCCUCCCAACUUCAGCAGUGCACUGUUGUUGGCGUUUCAUUUUUAUGAAAAUGCUUUUUCUGUGUUCCACAUGUUGUACUGAGACAUUUCAUAGCAAAAUAAAUUCCCGUUUUACCUUAAGCAUCCUUACCAGCUGAUCUCCUCGGGCCUUAUCUCUUCCCUGUAGCUGUAGGUGUUGUAGAAUGUUGCCAUGGAGCCACUCACUGCCUUAAUGCCACUUACUAAAGGAGGAGCCUUGCAAGCUAACAGUCCUGAAUCAUCAGCGUUUUCCAGUCCAGUGUCCUCUGCAUGGAAUAGUUUUUGGGUUUUAAUAGGUCAGCAGUGUGGGCUAAUGGAUAAGCACAGUGUGUGAUAGAGAUUUUACACUCUGGUGUGAAUGCCCUCUACGUCACUUCCUCAUUCCCAUCACAAUGGCCCUCUGACUGCUUUUUCACAGUGUAACUGGAGUCAUGUUGUGGUGUGUUGGGGGGCAGACGGGGUUACUGGUUUGGUCGCAGAGAAAAGCAGAAAGUGGAUGUUUAGAAUUGGCCUCUCUCUCAGGGUUCAAAACGCGCACACAUAUCUUCGAGCAGUUGUUCCCCGUCAGCUCUUCGUUCAGCCCUCCUGAUCUCUCCUCACUCCUCUGCAUGCCUCUGAACUUUUUCUUAACCUCGUUUGCUUCCUCUUUGACGCUAACCGUCUGAAGAGUGGAUGAGUGAAUGUCUGAAAAUGUGUGUAAUGUAGAAAUCAGGAAAUGUAUUUUUACAACAUGUGAACAUUUUUUCCCCCUCUCACUCUCAUUGUGAUUGUUUUCUUUCACCAGACUGCAAAAACAAAAAUGUAAAAAAAAAAAAAUCCUGUAACUAGGCUCUUAAGCUUUAUUUUGUUUUGUUUACUUUUUUAUUAGAAACAAUCAUAUUUGUGAUGGUAACUUCCAAUGGUAAACUCCACACCGUAUUUUAAUAAAAUUAUAAAAAAAA